This is a messenger RNA of Etheostoma spectabile (orangethroat darter), 2325 nucleotides long. It is a transcript of the gene s100b, whose product is annotated as S100 calcium binding protein, beta (neural). The record is from RefSeq and is a predicted model, not a curated record. Lineage: Eukaryota; Metazoa; Chordata; Actinopteri; Perciformes; Percidae. Gene Ontology annotation, molecular function: calcium ion binding; RAGE receptor binding; calcium-dependent protein binding. The coding region runs from base 143 to 427 and encodes 94 amino acids. Gene Ontology annotation, cellular component: nucleus; cytoplasm. Gene Ontology annotation, biological process: positive regulation of cell population proliferation; positive regulation of canonical NF-kappaB signal transduction. The transcript has 3 exons.
GCUUCUCCCUCCACACACCCCCCCACCCCCACCCACCCCCACUGCUGCAGUAUAAAGUCUGCUGUCCGUCCUCAGCCUCCACCCUCUGGACAACUUCUGCCUGGACUCACUUCGAGUGUAUAGUUGAAAAGAAAAGUUGACAAUGACGGACCUGGAGACCUCGAUGGGCGCCAUCAUCGCCGUGUUUCAGAAGUAUUCCGAAAGGGAAGGCGACAAACACAAGCUGAAGAAGAGCGAGCUGAAGGACCUGCUUCAGGACGAGCUGCCGGAACUGAUGGAGCAUGUGAAAGACCAGGAGGCGCUCGAUAAACUAAUGGAGGGCCUGGACACGGACGGCGACUCCGAGUGCGACUUCCAGGAAUUCAUGACAUUCAUCUCCAUGGUUACCGUCUUUUGCCACGAGUUCUUCCAGCAAGAGGACGACUGAAGGAGGAGAAGGCGACCGCCGGAGACAAAGGAGGGGAGCUACAGUAAAUUAUAAAAGAAGGAAAAAGCCUGUAGGUGCCCUGAGAGCAGCGCAGUGGGGGGAAAAACACAACUUCCAGCCAGCAGCCCAAACUUUAUUGGUGCCGGCUGGCAAUAAGGCCCAUAUCAUAGAUAAUCUACCUUGUUCUCUUUUAGUCUAAAUACAUAGAUGCCUUGUAAAGUCUCCAAAACACCUUCAGGCUCGGAAGAAUGUCCCAAAACUUGCCACUGAUUUCUAAAAGUUGGCUGCAGAAAUUGCAACAAAACCUCCAAAAGAUACGAUCAUAUUCAUGGUUUUUCCCUCAAAAGUCAAGCAUAUUUUUUUAUUAUAUAAUGGCUCAUAUAGUCUUCUCACUUACAGUUUGGUCGACAUUAAACCCCCAAAAAGUAAGUUAGCCAUCAAGAAAAAUAAGCUAAUUUGACACGUGUGCUUUAAUAUGACAGGAGCGUUUCAUAAAUUAGCAAGUGGCAGGAAAUAGGUCCUACAGGAUCAUAUCCAAACCACAUGUCCAAACCAACAAUACUGGUUUAUAAACGUCGUUAUUGUUGUGAAACGACCGCAGUUUGGUCAGGUUGAGGGGGCAAAAAUUAUUUGUCAAAAAAAAUGUCAUUUACUUUUAUUUUUAAACAGGACACGGUCCCCAGUCUGCGUACGUCUCACUAUAAACGUAAAACCUGGGUCCUAAUCGCUUUAACAAAACGACCUAUGUGGGCAGUUUUUUAAAGAGACACAUUUCAGUUUUUUACCUUGUUACUACGCUUUUUAAUUGACAAUUUUGCAUAAUUCCCGAUCCUAUUCUAUAAAUCAAACCAUUGACAAAAGAUGUUUGGGUACAGCUACCAACUUUGGAAACUGAGUUCUGCAAAUCAUAAUUUUAAGGUUCUUCUGUUGAAAAGGGCGUGUCAAGUUUUACAAAUGAGUGGUUUGAGUUUGUCUACACUUCACAUGAUAACCAUUUAGAGGUACUUCAGAAAACUGUUGUUUGAAAAGAUUGUGGCUGUUAUAUUUCAGACGUGGCUAGUAGGUUAGGCAAGCAGCCUCCAAUCAUCAGAAUUCGUUUGAGAUUUUGAAAGUGUUAGGAGCCCAGUAAAUCAAGAAAAGGGCUAUGGGUUUAACACUUUGGGAGUCAACCAACUACUGAGAGGCACCUGGAUUUGCUUGUUGACUAUCAAAUGUUGAAAGUGACUUGUAAGUUGGUCAUUGGCUAGUAAAAGUUUUAAAAUGGCUUGUGAGAUUUAGCUAAUCUAGAAGCCACUUUGGACGCCACAAUUUACAGUAGUUGGAGUAGGAGUUGAACGUUUGAGACAAACUUUUAUAAAAUCUAGUUGACUAUCGAACUUGUAACCUAGUCUUAAACUUAAAUAUGUGGAAUUGGCUAGUCAAAUGUUAGAAAUGGCUCCUUCUUUUUUAAGCUAACUGCCAGAACGCCAACCGUAACUUACAGUUUAUUGUCUUAAAUUUCAGAUGUCACUAGUAAGUUUGUCUAGCGUACGUGAUUUGUUCAGUCUUUGUAGAUGAUUUGUAUUUAGGUAGUUGGUAAACAAGUAACUUAGUAACAUUUAUGAGUCAUACUACAUUUAAAAUGUCAAGCUGGCAGUUUAAAUAAUCCUAAAAUGGAUUUAGUAGCCGCUAUUGCCUGUAGCUAAGAAUCCGAUUCAACGUCCUAGAAUAAAGAAUCGAGUUUCAUGCAUUCUUCUUGACGUGCUAAAAAAAACAGCUUAGCAUAGUUGAUAGCUAUAAAAAGUGUUUAUCAAAAGAGUUGGAACAGAGAUUGUCUGACGAGAUGUAUUUUUGCAAUGUUGUGCACUGGUUUGUAUGGAUGUCGAUGAUAUGAAAUGAAUUAAAUUAUCAUUGUGUGA